Messenger RNA from Penaeus vannamei (Pacific white shrimp), 3723 nucleotides. RefSeq names its product tumor susceptibility gene 101 (gene TSG101). Gene Ontology annotation, molecular function: ubiquitin binding. Lineage: Eukaryota; Metazoa; Arthropoda; Malacostraca; Decapoda; Penaeidae. Gene Ontology annotation, cellular component: ESCRT I complex. The record is from RefSeq and is a predicted model, not a curated record. Gene Ontology annotation, biological process: protein modification process; protein transport; endosome to lysosome transport.
GGAUGUAAAGGAGAUGAAUCAUCUGUUAGCGAAAUAGGAUGAUGACAAAAGUGUAAUGUUUUUGAUGUCUUUUUAACAUUUUUACAAAGUUAAGGCCAAAAAUGUCUCCUCAAAACCAUGAGCAAGUUGUGACACAGGCGGUUAUGAACAGAUAUGUGAAUGUGGAGAAGACUAAACGUGAUGUUUUGACAGCACUCCAACAUUACCGUGGGCUAGGACCAAAGUUAGAUAAAUUUGUUUUUAAUGAUGGCAGCGACCAAGAGUUGUUGAACCUAGAUGGGACGAUUCCUGUCCGAUACAAAGUAUUCCGCAGUGGCACUUCACGCUACUUACUGUGUCUUGAAGGCACGAUACCUGUUACAUAUAAAGGUUCCACAUACAACAUCCCAAUAUGCAUCUGGCUGCUGGACAACCAUCCUUUGUCUUCUCCGAUGGUGUAUGUCAAGCCCACCCCCGAUAUGCUUAUAAAAGCUUCACGUCAUGUGGAUCAGAAUGGGAAAGUGUAUCUGCCUUACUUACAUGAAUGGAACCCGAAUUCCUCAGAUUUACCAGGCCUCAUCCAGAUUAUGAUAAUGACCUUCAGUGAAAUGCCACCCGUCUACUCAAAGCCAAAGACUGCCCAGCCCCCUGGUGCAACACCAUACCCACUACCAUAUCCAACAAACUCUCCUGGUUACAUGCCUAUGCCAGGAGGAGGACCAAAUAUGCCAUACAGCCCGGCUCAAACUGGUGCCAAUACUGUGUACCCACCCUACCCCACACAACCUGGAGGCUAUCCUCCAUCAACCACACCAUACCCCGUCUAUCCUCCGGCAAGCACAGCGGGCUAUCCUCCCUCUCAGCCCCCCACUUCAUAUCCGCCACCUUAUUCUGCUGGGGGCAUAACAUAUCCUCCUUACCCGUCCACUACAUCCAGCGUCCCUACAGGGCAGGCUACAGAGACUAGUGGGGUGACUGGAACAAGCACAACAACUAGCACCGGCACAAUCACAGAAGAACACAUACGCGCAUCCCUUAUCUCGGCUGUAAGUGACCGUGUUCGAGCCAAACUUAGAGACAGCUAUGGGGGCUCUCAGGCUGAGGUAUCAGUGUUGCGGCAACAACAAGCAGACCUCAACCAAGGGAAAAUCAAGCUUGAGGGCCUUAUCAGCAAAUUGGAGCAAGAGCAAACUGAAUUAGAUAAGAACAUCAGGGUUUUACGUGAGAAAGAGGGAGAAAUCAAGAAUGUGCUGUCACGCUUGUCAUCUGCUACGGAGCCACUGAAUGUAGAUGAAGCAGUCACUACCACUGCACCGCUUUAUAAACAGUUGUUGAAUGCUUAUGCUGAAGACCAGGCCACUCAGGAUGCCAUUUAUUACCUUGGAGAAGCUUUGCGGCGAGAUGUGAUUGACCUUGAUUGCUUUUUGAAGCACGUCCGUUCUCUCUCACGGAAGCAGUACCAGCUGCGUGCAACAAUGAUCAAGUGUCGAGCCAAGGGGAACAUGGCUGGCUGAGGCGUUGAAUAUGCAAGGAUGGCUGGAUUUAUGUGGUGUAUGUUAUUAAGCUUGAUUUAUGAGUACUAGCAUCAACAUAGGCAUGCUAAAUGUGAAUCACUAUUAGCGUACUGGAUAAGAGUUGAUAGGGUAAAAUUCAUACUUUUGAAUACGUGAUCAGUGUUAAAGUUAUCUUGUGAAAUCAGAAUGGGUUGUAAAAUGUAUCAUUCUCAACAGUGCAAUCAGUUUUAAAGGGCAUUGCUGAAUGAAAUGUUCCAUGUUUACUUAUUUUUUCUUGUAUAUACAUUAUAAGUGAAUUCUAAGAUUUGUGAUCAUCCAAUGACAGAAGUGGCUCAUUGAUUCCUUUCUUCUGUAAAAAAAAGUGUUAGAAAAAUAGGAUGAUGAAAUAAAUGAAUGAAUGAAUAAACAAGUAAAUGAAGAUAUGAUUGCUUCUGAGUAAGUCAAACUGAAAAUAUAGCUAAUUUUCUGUGCAAAUAGAUACAAAUAUAUUGGAAAUUACUUAUAUCCAUGAAAUAAUAAGCAAUGUAAAAAUUUGUCAGUUUUAUUUGUUACAAUUUGCCUGUAUAAUUAUUUAAGGUUCUUGAUUAAUAAAUUUUGGUACAGAAAAAAAUUAUAUAUAUAACAGGGGAGAGUUAUACACUGUGAGAGACACAAAGUUGGGAGGGUUUCAGCAUGUCACUAUUUAGUUUGUUUGCAUUUGAUUUUCCUUAUAUUAUGUAGUUCUGUAAUCGUAGGGAAAGCAAUAGUGAUAGAUACAUUUUCAGAUUUUUCCUCAUUUAUAAACAUACAGUAUAUGCACUGCUAUGCUAAAUGAAUUUUUUGCUUACAUUUAUCUUCCACCACAAUUUUCUUAUUGGAAAAACAAAGAAAGAAAAACUAUAACAGUAAAAAAAAUAAACAGAACAUUAAGCAAAUACAUGCUUGUAUGAGUGUUGUCAAGAAUUUGUUUUGAUGUAAGGGAGUAAAAGGGGGGAAAAAUAAAUCAAGGGAAGAACGACAAGGACAAGUUAAGAGAGGAAUUAGUGACAGAAUGAAUAGGGGAAAGUGAAUUUUGCAGUAUAUUCAAAGGUGAAAUUCUGUUUAGACUAGGAAGUGCAUUCAUGAGUAUAUGAAGCAGAUGAUAGGUAAGGGAGUGUAUACAUUAUCUUACAUGCAUGUUCCAUCUUUCUGUUGUCAUUAUUUUAAUGGGUUUUCCAUCUCUUAUUCCUUUCAAACUCCCUUAUCCUGCAAAGCUUUACCCAAAGUUUGUCUUAUUUUUUCACAGAAAAAGCUCAAGUUGAACUAUACUUUUUGAAAUGUAACAUAGCAUUUUGGAAAGCAACCAUGCUUUGAUCCUAUUAGUUUAUAACUUUUUUCUGUCUAGAAAAAAUAAUGCUCAUAUAUAUAUGUAAAUAUAUCAUACCUCUUAAGAAAAAAGACAGAAAACUUGAUCAUACUUAUGGAAGUAGGCCUAUAAGAUUUUAUUUGAGAAACUUUAAAUUUUUCAGGAUUCCAUCCUAGCAAUAGAAUAUAGACAGAUAGGUCUCUUUUUUUUCUCAGUGUAUGUUCUUAAAAGAACAAGUUAGCACUGUAGCUAUUUUAUAAUGCUAUAAAAAUUAUCAUCAUUUAUAGGUCAUUAUCAAUUUCAGUGCUCAUCAGUGGUGAGGGAACAGUAAGGUUAAAGAAAUAUAGAAGUGCUAUAAGACCUCUUUGGUUCAUAGACAGAUUAGGAUAUGUAAACCGUCAUAAACUUUAUUGAUUUCAUUAAAAGAAUUUGUAGCCUGCAAGGACAGCAUAACAGAAUGCAAGCAAAGACACAUCUUCAAUAGAGCAAGGCAAAGUUAACCAAUUAUUUUUGCAUUUAAAUUUUAGGGAACUGUGAAAUGUUUUCUGAUGACACCAUUAGAGCACUUGGAAUUAAGUUUUAGUGAUCCAUUUGGAUAUAGAAAUAUAUAUAUAUUGUCUAUACAUGAUUUUCAAAAUGCUACAGAGUAAGUGUAGUAUUUUGUUAGUGAUGUAACAGUUCACAGGAUGUUACUGUUUCAGAAACUUGUUAUAUCAGAUAUAACUUAUAUUUGAUGGAACAGUUUCACAUUAUACCUGUAUAUGGUUUAACUUGAGUUUAAUCAAAACUUUUCAUGUUAAACUUGUAAACCCUCUAUCAUUGGUGGUAUAGUUGAACUUGUUUUAAUGGAACACUACUGUUAUUCCUAGAGAAACAUCUAUCAUAUGUAAUAUAAGUAAUGCUUGA